Messenger RNA from Lichtheimia ornata, 435 nucleotides. RefSeq lists its product as uncharacterized. Lineage: Eukaryota; Fungi; Mucoromycota; Mucoromycetes; Mucorales; Lichtheimiaceae. The record is from RefSeq and is a predicted model, not a curated record. The transcript has 3 exons. Bases 1 to 435 code for a protein of 144 amino acids.
AUGAGCUAUGGCGGCAUUCCUGCUGAUCUCGGCGUUGCCUCAUUGGCAUUGGCUUGCUUGUACUCUUUUGUCAUUCCAGAGUUGGUGGUCCGGACCACAGCAUUGUUUCAUCCAACCUUAUCUCAACGUCUGAAGCUGGGUUUCCAUCAUCUGCAACAGCUGUUUCCAGCCUUUGCAGUAUCCGUUUAUCUCAUUCAUGCAAACACCAAUAUUCAUACAUGGCAUAGUAGAGCGUUCAUUCUUAUCCAAACAGUGCUCUUUGUUUACCUUCCUUUUUCAUAUUGUUGGUCAAACGAUACAAUCACGCUCAUUGCAUACCGCUGCGUCUUGGCUUGGUCAUUGAUUUACAGCCUAUUUCCUCAUGAAGUCUCGAACGCAUUCUGGUACAUGACCCAAUUACAUGCUGCAAGUAACAACUACUAUUACGUCUUGUAA